CAAAGAUAGAUGUGUGUGUGCGUGUGUGUAUGUGUUGCGUAGAGUAUGGUGUAUAGUGUAUUGUCGACAGGGUAGUUGCGUAAUGCCGGCGGACGAAAACGGGCUGUUGCCGGAAAUGUAGACAUACGCAUUGUUGAAGCUGAAGUGUUUGUGUGAAGGUGGCCGUUGUUAGAGAUUCCAAUGCAUGUUUUAGUAACAGAAGUCCAUCGGUCCUCAGCUAUUCCGUCAUGCUUCUGCAAUCAGUGAACACAAGUUUUUCCUUUUUUAUAAGCUGCAUAGUGUUCUUAUUCGGUGUUUCACGAGUUACCGGCGUAGGAGAGGUGAUAUAUGCAAUUAACGCAGGCGGCGAAUCACACACAGACAGUUUGGGGGUAAGAUAUGAAAGGGAUCCUCUCCACGGAAAGGUGGGAACAGCAUCUGACUAUGGAAAGCAGCUUAUAAUAGGAAGGGUACCGCCUACGGAUCAGCUGUUGUAUCAGACGGAACGGUAUCAUCAUAGCACUUUUGGUUACGAUAUACCCAUUCAUGAAGACGGAGAGUAUGUUAUGAUCCUGAAGUUUUGCGAAGUAUAUUUUAAUGCACCAAACAUGAAGGUGUUCGAUGUUGUUCUAAAUGGGGAUCUCACAAUAGUUCCAGACUUAGAUAUUUUUGAUAGAGUUGGAAGAGGAGUUGCUCAUGAUGAAUACAUACCAUUCAGUGUUGUAAAAGGGAAACUUUACUAUAAUGAAGAAGAGUCUGAUAUACGUGGAGGGAAGAUAAGAGUCGAAUUUAUCAAGGGAUAUCGAGACAACCCUAAAAUAAAUGCAAUUUGUGUAGUAAAAGGAAAAUUAGAAAAUGUUCCAAAACUGGCACCACUCCCAAAUGAGCCCGACUCGGAUGACUACCAGGAAGAAACAGAGGAACGACGAGCAUCAAAGAAUCGUAGGCCUAGUGGUCCACGCACUCCAGACCCUUACUCAGUAGAUGAGACUUCUGUUAUGCUCCCUGUUUUUGUGGCCAUUGGUGCAUUCAUCCCUCUCCUUUUCUGUCUGUGUAAGCUGUGAUGGCCUGGGCGGGCAGCGAACCGUCGGCAGCGAGAGUGGCGGGAUAGUGACGCGUGGUUGCGCCCGCCACCCUCUGCUAUCGACCGCUGCCCGCUUUGCCAGAGGUCACCGUUGGAUUCUUAAUGCUAUGGUGCACGUCCAGAUGCUACAGAGAGCUCAGCACUUUGUAUUACUUUAUGAAAAGUAUGUAGUGCACCUGCAAAUGUUCAGUAUUGUGAGAGACUGCAUUGUGUAGAAACUAUCACUAAAGCAUCAAAAACUACAGCAGUAUUAUAGAUAUGCACUGCAUGGAUUUGUGUGUGUCUGUACAAGUUUUCACCGGGAGACUAAUUCUGUGCUGCCUAGCAUUCAGAUCAGUGGAGAAUUAGCAGGCUGGUUCAAAUUGUCACUGCAGUUUGAUAACCUAAAAUUUCCUCAUUGCCAUAUAUCAAUAGAAAGAAGGGAUCCACAUAUUCCAACCAUUGAUUUGGCAAUUCUGAAUGUGUAUUGAUAUAAUGUGGGUUUAACUGAUAAAUUUACGUAUUAUUGUAUCAAUUUGGGCACAACAGAAGACUUAUCAAUUGCAUCAUUAUUACAAGAAUUACCACAUGAUGCAUCCAGGCUACGCCUCAUGAAUGUUGUGAGUUUUGUAUGUGGAACAAUCACAAAAAGACAGAUUCUAACCAUGUGCUUAUCUCUGUCAAGAACUGAAACUCAGUAUACUCUGUUAAUUUUUGUUUACAUGUUUACAUUCAGAAUUUAUGUGCAGUCUCUCUCUCUCUCUCUCUCUCUCUCUCUCUCUCUCUCUCUCUCACUCACCCUUUCUUUCUCUUUUUGUGUGUGUAUAAGAUGGGAUUGUGUGUUCGUUUUGAGGGUUGGUGGGAAGUACAGUGAUUUAUGCUUUGUUCCGGACUUUUAUUGUAUUUGUAAAAUAAUUCUGAAACAUAAUUUCAGUUUUAUAAAGUCUAAAGUGUCUAUUGACAUCAGAGUAAGUCAGGGUGGACUUUAGAAGAAAAAAAAAAAUGAAGAAGAACACACAUUUGUAAUUUGACUAUUUUCCAUCUGCUAUUUUUUGCUCCAUGACACAGAGAGAAAUUUCUGUUCUAUUUACCUUUUCUUCUAGGAAAUUGUCCCAUUUAUGUCAAUGCCAGGUAAUCUUAACUUUAGCAGAUGAGCAAUCUUUAUAAAUCUUUUACAAGUGAUUAUUUCAGUUCCAAUGAAAUAUUAGAACGAUAUGUAUGUUCCUCAUUGAACUCUGUUUAUGUGUCUGGAUGACUCUAUUAUGAAUGUAACGGGUAAUCCAGUUAAACUUUUAGAUUUUGUAUUAUGAAUUACAAAUGUAAUUCAUGGUUAGUGGUGCUAGAAAUUUCAGGAUUGAUUGACAGUUUGUUGGUCUUUUUUCCAUAAUAAAUGUUGAUAGGGUGGAGCCAUUUCCAGCUAAAUGGCUAUAGUUUAGUUUAGAUAUGAUAAGAGAACACAGCAUUUCAUGAACAGUUCAUGUCUCAAUGGCAACAGAAUACAAACUCUUCAUAUUGUUAACUGUAAACUGUACUUUUGUGCCACUGAAAACUAUUACUUUGUUAAUUAUAUACAUUUUAGGCAGACAUCUCUCCAAGAAUGACAAAUCUUAUGUGCUUAGAACAAGACAGUAACACACCACUAUAUUUUUGCUAUCUCAGUGCACUUUAUCCUCAAAGAGUGUUGCUUUAACCAAAAGGGAUUAAAUUAAAUAAAAGGUAUGGGUGAUGGAACACUUGAUGAUUAAAUUUCAGACUUAAUUUGUAAUCCUCCUUUAUGGGCCGAUGAUAAAUACAUAGAUUCCCAAACCUGCUUCAUAUCAUUCGCCGUUAGCAUAAUAUUCUUUAAUGCUUGUUUUUCAUACAGACAGCGUACUAAAAAUAAGUAUCCAGUGUCUGUCUGAGAAUUCUUCUCCUCCAUUGUCUCCAUUUCUUUAACUCAUACUGCACACUAGUAUUGCUGUCUUCUUCUUAUGGCCUUAUUUAUUUAUGCUCUUUCAUGAUGAGCUAUGUCUAUUGAUAGGGCUUCUGGUGUGUUGUUCAUCUCUCUUUUUGUCUAUGUGUUUUAAUGUUAUGUUGCAAUUACUUCACCAUUUCCCUACACAAAUCAUUUUAUAUCAUUUCAGUUUUAAAUUUGCUUGCCAUGCUGUCUCUCUGCCAUUAAUGUUCCAUCACCAGCAAAUAAGUUACACUUCAUUUUCCCAUGCAGUUUAGUGGAACACAGCUAUUUCUGGCUGUAUUUCAUGAUACACAAUAAAUUCCCUUUAAUUUGUAUGUUGGACAUUUGGGAUUGCUUCUUUGAUACUUACUUUUCUACAUACUUAAACUGCUGUGCCCGUGUUGACUAACCUUCUCCUUUUUUUUUUUUUUUUUUUUUUCCAGCCCUAAUUCAAUUGUUAUUGUUACCUUACCUAACACACCACAUUUAAUUUUAAGAAUGUUUGCAGUAAUAGAGUUGAUUUGAAACAUUUCACAAAUAGUGUGAAACAUGCACUAGAAAUCUAUAAGGGGCAUUAGUUAACUGAUAAAGUUACUAGGUACAUUACCUACCUUUGAGUACAAACUUUCACAAGUUCAGAAGUGAACUACACUGUGUGAUAGUUCAUCACUGUGUCAGUGCAGAAACACAAAACAUCUUUGAAAACAUUCAAAUAUUUGCUAUCGUAUUAGCAGGCUGUAUCAUCUGUUGCAGUGUGUGCGUGUGAAAAGACAGGCACCCAGAAUUGUUAUUCAGUUUGGGUUAUUCUGAAAGUAAAUGUACAGGGGCUCUCACGGGACUAUGUCCUGGUUCACUCUGGUACUAUUGGACAAUCAUCAUGCUUAUUCACAUGUUUAUUUAACAUAUACCAAAGCAUACAUGUGCAUUAUUUUUCUGCUUUCUCAUAUACAAAAAGAAUGUUAACUGUCUUUAACUCUCACACCUCGUGACCUUAAAGCUGAUGAAUCUAGUAAAAUAACAAUGUGUGGGCCAAGUGAAUCCUACUAGUCAUAAUUAAUUGAGAUGAUGACUUCUGACAUUAUUAUUUUGAAAUAAAUAUGCCAAAUAAUAAUUGGUGUAGCCAACUGGGUACAGAAUCGCUUUCAUUUUGCAUCAGUUGAAAGGAUAGAAAGUUAUAUACUUAUGCAGAACAAUGUACGAGUUUAAUUUUACCUCACCCUUUGAUGCCAUCUGAACAUGCUAAUUCAGUUUUUACAGUUUAAUCAGCCAUGUCAGUAUUUGAAAGAAUCAUGUACUUUCUGUUUAAUGUGUAGAAGUUGUUAAAAUUUGUUUGAUAAAUUUCUCGAAUUACUAGCUGAAAAUUUCAAAAGUAUCACAUGGACCGAUCAUGUUAUCGUGGUGUGUAAUGAACAAGCAAGGCCUGUACAGUAUGGUCUUUAUGAUCACUAUGACUCCUUGUAAUUUAUCAUUUUAUUGAACUGCGUUUGUGGAUGAUACGAACAGUGAACGAAUAGGUAUGGUGACUUUUAGUGUCAUUUAACACAUUUUACAUUAUUAUUUGCACUGUUUCAGAAUUAUUGUAAGGUUGAUAUACUCCACUAAUGUAGUUGAAAAGGGAGGAACACAAUAUUCAUAAGCAUAAGUUAGCUUGCUGAAUAAUUUCAAAUUUGUUUAAAACUGAAAAUUAUUUAAUAUACUGGCCAUGCACUUUUACUUCUGUGUCUUGUAGACUAAUAAUGCAGGUUGCCGCACUGAAAUAAAAUGAUAUUCCCUAUGUUUGUUAAAAAUGUGGUGGUUGGUGAUGUGAUAAAGAACAUUUUAUGAACAGCUAUAAUGUAUUGCUGCAUCAGCUGUUGUGUGUUGUACAUAUGAUUGUAACAAAUAUUUUUCAUUGAUGAAUGGGAAAUGUUAAAACAUAAUGUUGUCUCAUUUUUAUUAUUGAAGACAGUGUCACUAAAGUUUUUGGGUGGUGUCUGUUCAGAAUGUGCAAAAUUUGUGUGAAGAUGCAUGAAUCAGUUUGGAGAUGAACAGUUACUAUCUCAGUGACUUUUUUGUGGGAAUGUUUCGCCUCUCUAUUUGAAAUAAUGAAUUACAUAAGUUUUCCUCUUGACCCUGCUUAUGUGUGGAACAUAUUUUCAAAUGCCUGACAUGAUUUUUGAUGACCGGUGCAAUGAAGACGCUUAAAUUCAAUGAGCUGUUUUGUUGUUAAUUUUUUUAUAUUACGCUUUUUUUAAUUUGGCAGUUCUGCCAAUGAAACAUAUUUUUCAUGUUAUAUAGUAAUUUUUAUGUGUGUUGUGCAUUUUAUGAAGUUAUUGUUUGCUAUAAAUAUCAGUAUUUUGAGGAUUAAUUGUUGUGGGGUUUUGUCAGAUGAAAUAAACGAAUUGUUGCAUAUUUGAAAGUACCAUUUUCCUUGCAGACUUUGUUUUCCAUGUGCUUCAUUACUUUAUACUACUUAAAAAGUUGAUAAUCAUUCCAUGAAACAUUGCUCACAAAGUAGCUGGAAUAAAAUUUUAUCAAUUUUAAAAUGUAUGUACCAUUUUAAACAAAGCUGUAUUUAUAUAUAAGCAUUGAAAAAGUCAGAUAUGACUUGUUAAACUACUUACAGAGCAGUUCAGUAGAUUCACUUUGUACCAAGAUUGUGCUACCAAGGGAUAUGUGCAGACUUCCAUAUGUUAUCACAUACCUGUAUGUGCUGUACAUUGCCUCAAUCUACAUGAAUACUGGAGUAAUAUGCAUGUGUGUAACUGCAGUGUUAGUACAAAUAUUUAUCUGUUGUUUUGUUUAUAAAAAUUGUUUGCUACUUUAAUAAAAUCAAUAAAAUGGGAUAAGUUCUGUUUUAAAA
Messenger RNA from Schistocerca serialis cubense, 5820 nucleotides. Its product is annotated as malectin-A. The transcript is spliced from 4 exons. The record is from RefSeq and is a predicted model, not a curated record. Bases 228 to 1043 code for a protein of 271 amino acids. Gene Ontology annotation, molecular function: carbohydrate binding. Lineage: Eukaryota; Metazoa; Arthropoda; Insecta; Orthoptera; Acrididae. Gene Ontology annotation, cellular component: membrane.